AUGUUCUCCCGCCCACCUAAACUGACCGCCGACGAGAUCCGCAAAGCACAAGGCGAAACCGAUCUUUUUCAGAUCAUCCUUACACUCCUCGCGUCCAUGCUCUCGAUCGGAGUCGCUAUUGUUAUCGUCCUUUAUGGGGACACAAUACUUCACACUGUACCCCUUGGGCUGUUUGCGUUUGCGGGAGGGUGUGGGAUCACAAGGUCGGUGCUGAAGUUGAGGAAGAGUAAUCGAAACUGA
Molecule: messenger RNA, 240 nt
Organism: Morchella sextelata
Lineage: Eukaryota; Fungi; Ascomycota; Pezizomycetes; Pezizales; Morchellaceae
Exons: 1
Coding region: 1-240 (79 amino acids)
Source: RefSeq, a predicted model, not a curated record